AUGAAAAGAAAUAAUAUUGAAUGCAUCGUUAAUAUACCGAAUCAGUAUGAAUUCCAGCAUUUAAAAAAAAAGAAGAAAUAUUACGAUCAAAUUUCUACUGUACCAUUUUGGGAUUUUUCUGAUAUAGUUAUAAUUUGCAAAUCAGAAAACAUGGAUAACAAGCAACGAUCAUCCAGUGAUUCCAGCGAAUUAGGAUCUCUGGGAGAUUCUCCAAUGGAAUUAUGUGCUGAUGUGAAUACCGUGAUGAAUAACAACGGUAAUGAAGAGGCUUAUUCGUGUCCCAUUUGUCGCACAGUCAAUUCUGAUAGUUUUUGUAGAACUAGUCACCUCGAGCACGUGGCCACUCAUAGGUCAAAAGCGAAAAGUAAAACGAAGACAUUCAGUUGCAGACAGUGCCAAUUUAUUGCGACAACAAAAUACGAAUAUUGGGAACACAGCCGAAAGCAUAUAAAACCGGAGAAGUUAUUAACAUGCACACAGUGUCCGUUCGUAACGGAAUUCAAACAUCAUCUGGAUUACCAUAUGACAAAUCAUAUGGGAGCUAAGCCAUUCAAAUGUGAUCAGUGUUCUUAUAGUUGCGUUAACAAUUCCAUGUUAAGAAGUCAUUUAAAAUCACAUUUAAAGAUUUAUCAAUAUAGGUGUGCUGAUUGCAACUUUGCAUCAAAAUAUCAUCACACGUUAAAAAUUCAUUUAAGAAAACAGAAUCAUCAGCCGGCUGUGAUACUGAAUGAAGACGGAACACCUGAUCCUAUUAAAAUUAUAGACGUUUAUGGUAGAUGCCGAGGAUCAAAGAAAAACUCUAAAACGGCGAAGCAACGAAAGAAAGUUGUUCAAAAGACAAGAGUUGAACAAACUAAUGCAAUACCGAGUAUGGUAGCUCAUACUCAAGACUCAUCUAUUAGUUCUCUCGUUGCUUCAGUUGAUUCGGCAAAUUCGAUUGGUCCUUCUACCAAUGGCUUAGUUAAUAACGUUAUCAACGAAGUGAACAUUCCCGAUGAGCUUCCGGUUAUGGUGAAUAAAACAACAACUUCACCUUCAUGUUCGAAUCAAUUACUGUCAGAUGGAGAAUCAAGAAAACAAUUAUCUCCAAUGGAUUUUAACACACGUGGAUCAUUUUUGUCUGAUGAAAACAGCAUCAUUAGCGAUCAACAGUCAGUUACCUCGAAAAAAGGAAACGGUAGCAGUCGACGAAAAGGUAAAGCAUACAAACUUAAUCGUGAACUCGAAAUUUCGAAUAGUGCAAGUGAAAAUGAAGAAAUAAAUAAGUCGAACUGCUACAGCGGGGUUUCUAUAAUAAAUGAAAACAACUAUCAUCCCAACUGUAAUGAUCGUUCUAAUGUUCCUUCGAAUAAUCUUUCGCAUGAAAAAGAUCAAUGCGACAAUAAUUCACUAGAUCAACCUAUAGAUUAUUCGAUGAAUGGUCCACGAAUCCAUAAUAAUCCAUCGACUUCGAUUGAUUCGAUUUUUAGUAUGGAUUCUGCAAAGUUCUUGUUAUGCAAAUAUUGUGAAAUAAUGUUUCUUCACGAAAUUAUGUUUAAAGUGCAUAUGAGUUACCACGGGACAGAAAAUCCAUACGUUUGCGUUAAAUGCGGACACAAUGCCAUCGAUAAAGUGUCCUUUUUCCUUCACAUAAGUACAUCUAGUCAUUAA
This is a messenger RNA of Polistes canadensis, 1650 nucleotides long. It is a transcript of the gene Hb, whose product is annotated as protein hunchback-like. Lineage: Eukaryota; Metazoa; Arthropoda; Insecta; Hymenoptera; Vespidae. Gene Ontology annotation, cellular component: nucleus. The transcript is spliced from 3 exons. Gene Ontology annotation, molecular function: DNA-binding transcription factor activity, RNA polymerase II-specific; RNA polymerase II transcription regulatory region sequence-specific DNA binding. Gene Ontology annotation, biological process: regulation of transcription by RNA polymerase II. Bases 1 to 1650 code for a protein of 549 amino acids. The record is from RefSeq and is a predicted model, not a curated record.